This is a messenger RNA of Procambarus clarkii (red swamp crayfish), 1141 nucleotides long. Its product is annotated as cuticle protein AM1199. The record is from RefSeq and is a predicted model, not a curated record. Gene Ontology annotation, molecular function: structural constituent of chitin-based larval cuticle. Gene Ontology annotation, cellular component: chitin-based extracellular matrix. NCBI's taxonomy places the organism in Eukaryota, Metazoa, Arthropoda, Malacostraca, Decapoda, Cambaridae.
UCUCACUUGUGACGCAGUAUAAAGGAGGAGACGACGUUUCCCCACAUCACAGUCAUCUCUUCCCGACAACCAUGAAGCUGGUCGUGUUCACCGCCCUGCUCGCCUUCGCCGCCGCCGCUAAGCUGCCCGGAGAGUCGCCGCAGCCUCCCACAGCCGUCGUGGAGGCCGCCCACCUGCAGGCGCCACAGCCUCCCAUAGCCAUCCUGCGGGACGACCGUCUGGCGCCGCAUGGAGCCGUCUACAAGACCGACUUCGAGACCGAGAAUGGCAUCGUGGUCAGCGAGAGCGGCCAAGCUGGCUCGGGCGGCCAAAGUAACGCCGAAGGCUUCAUCUCGUACACCUCCCCCGAGGGCCAGCCAGUACAUAUCUCCUACAUCGCUAACGAGUUCGGCUUCCAGCCCCAGGGCGACCAGAUCCCGACGCCACACCCCCUCCCAGCUCACGCCAUCGCCCAAAUCGCCUUCGCUGAGGAGCAAGCUCGCCUCAGGGCCCAGUCUGAGAACUGAGAGUGCCAUUGACGGUGGUGCCACGGGGCUGGCACCCGUGGCACCCGUCUCGUCUACAGAGUGCCGCUUGCUACAGGCCGUCAGAUUUCUCGGAUAAUCCGAGAAUUAUUUUUGUUAUUGAUUUUUGGUUUUAUAGUUAGUCUCAAUGACUGAUAUAGUGGAAGCCAUAUGGCUUCUGUGACGAUGACAGCCAUGUUUGUUUGUCACGAUGAUGGCUGUGUUGUUUGUCUGAAUGACAGCCAUAGUGUCUACCACAUUGACAGUCAUGGUGUGUCACUCAAAUAGACAUGGCGUCUGUCAAACUGACAGCUAUAGCGUCUGUCACAUCGACUGCCAUGGAGUUUGUCACAAUGACAGAAUAACGUGCCACACCGACAGCCAUGGUGCUUGUCAAUGACAGCCAUGGUGCCUGUCAAUGACAGCAAUGGUGACUCAAUGACAGCCAUGGUGACUGUCAAUGACAACAAUGGUGCCUGUCAAUGACAGCAAUGGUGACUGUCAACGACAAUCAUGACAACUGUCACAACGACAUUAGGCUUUCACAACCACCCAAUAUUUCUCUCUAGUCCCAAAGAAAGCACAUUUGUUUACAAUACUAUACUUAUGUACCAUGAAAAAUAAAGAUUCUCGCUUGA